AUGGAUGCAGCCCAGUCGGGGGAUGCGCCGCAAGGCAAUACCCAAGACACAACCGAUGAACCUCCCAAUAGCUCCGCAAAACGGAAAUGGAGACGCAACCGCAUAGCCUGUGACGCCUGUCACUCGCGGCGGGUGCGAUGCGACCGGGCAUUCCCCUGUUCUCGCUGCCUCCGGAGUGAUAUCCAUUGCGAAUUCACCCGUGAACGCCGGAAACGCGGCCGGAUUGCGCGAUCCAAACAGUCAGACACCAAUGGUGCAACUGAGAAGCUACCAGCCACCCUUACCAAUGGCCGUAUCCCCGGACCGGAGACUGCUGCAACGCCAGCACCGAAUGGCUCCCCAUCGUCCAGCUUCCCGCACCGGUCGCCCGCCACGAACGAGAUGACCGUAUCCGCGCCGAGUGUGGAUGAGCGUCGUUCGCAACCCGAGGUACCAUUGCCCCCACGAAAGCCAGCGCCAGCGGGUAAUGUGACGGAAGAAUGGUUGUCGGCAGCACAUGUGUCGCCAGGCUCAUAUGAUUUCUUAGGCGGGGGAGGGAUGGGGGAGGGCCCCUUUCCGCGAAUGUUCGAUGUAUGGAGUGGUGUGGACAUGUCCAAUAACAGCGGGCCGACUCCGCAAGGAGCGAAAACGAUGGGGGUAGGCCAGACAUCGGGGGUGCCUCCGGCCUCGCUGAAAUAUCCCGUAUUGCAGCCACUGAUGCCGUUCCUGGACGCGAACCUGCCCCGGAGGCUGGUUUUCGAUCUGCUCGAGCUGUACUUCACAAGUGCCUUUUCCACCUAUAUGCAUCCGGUGUGUCAUCAUAUCCACUCUUAUAUCUUGCGCAAAGCCUCGUUCCUCAGUCGCGAUGCGCCUCGCCCCAGCAGCCCGGCACUGUUGGCCAGUAUGUUGUGGGUGGCCGCACUAGAUGACCGAGCUUUCGCUUUAUCCAUUUCACCGCAACAGCGGAAAAACAUCUGCCAAUUCCUCUGUGCACUCACAAUCCGCCUACUCCGACCCUUGAUUCAUGUGCCCUUCAAAGACCAGGGCACAUCUGUAAAUGAGCCCGUGGGCCAGGAAUGCCCUCCGACCACAGUGCACCACCCAUUUGAAGGGGGCGGAGACGAUCGGGGUCUAGUGGGACCGGCAGGAUCCUUAGAUGAUGUGAUUACUUAUAUCCAUGUCGCAUCGAUCAUUUCAUCGAGCGAGCAAAAAGCAGCUAGCAUGCGAUGGUGGCAUGCGGCAUUUACCCUGGCUCGGGAACUCAAGCUGAACCAGGAGAUCGAAGUGCUACCCAGCGGCGACACUCAAACCGACGGCUCCAGCCCAUCUUUUGAUUAUGCCUUACCGGGAUGGAAUGGUGUGGACACCAGGCCCUAUUUUGACUACUCGAAUCCUUCGCGACCGAGCUUGAACUGUGUCUGCGAUCGUCACGAUGCUCAAAAUACCAUCACGGAAGAGCAUCGCGAGGAGCGUCGCCGGGCAUGGUGGCUAUUGUACAUCAUGGAUCGUCAUCUGGCUCUGUGCUACAACCGACCAUUGGCGUUGCUGGAUGCGGAAAGCGAAGACCUGCUUUUACCAUUGGAUGAAGGGUCGUGGCAGUCUGGGAACAUCCACAGCAAUAGCCCUCGACCUGAUGGGCCACAGUGCUUACUUUCCGGCGACAAAAGCAAACGCCGCGUAUUUCCAAAUUUUAUCUGCCAUGACCAUUCUAUCUUCGGGUUUUUUCUGCCACUUAUGACCAUUACCGGAGAGCUGAUCGACCUGAAUCAGGCGCGGAACCAUCCCAUUCUCGGAGUUCGACUGAACGGGAAAGAUGCAUGGGAUGUACACGUCAAUGAGGUUUUGCGGCAGCUUGAGAUCUACAAAGCCAGUCUAACGACUUUCGCCACCACCGCAUCGGAUCCUGAGGCCCCACUCUCCUACGCAUAUCCCCCUAAGCCGGACAAUACGGUUGAUCCCGCCCUCGCCCAAGCGUAUUCCUGGCAUACCCACACGGUGAUCUCUUAUGCGUCGUAUCUGGUGCACGUUCUGCAUAUUUUGUUGGUGGGCAAGUGGGACCCUGUCUCUUUGAUUGAAGACAAAGACUUCUGGACGUCCUCCCCUGCAUUUGCCUCUACCAUCUCCCACGCGUUAGAUGCAGCCGACUCGGUUAAUCAGAUCCUCCGAUUUGACCCUGAUAUUAGCUUUAUGCCGUAUUUCUUUGGCAUACAGCUAUUACAAGGCAGUUUUCUUUUGCUGUUAAUUGUCGAACGUCUACAAAAGGAAGCGGGCGAAGGUAUUCUGAACGCGUGUGAAGUGAUGAUCCGAGCCACUGAAUCUUGCGUUGUGACGCUCAACACCGAAUAUCAACGAAACUUCCGGCAAGUGAUGCGUAGUGCCGUUGCUCAGGCGCGCGGGCGCCCUGUCAAUCACAGUGAAAUCCGACACCGGCGGAAAGCAGUUUUAGCCCUCUACCGAUGGACUCGAAAGGGGACUGGACUAGCCCUGUAA
Molecule: messenger RNA, 2469 nt
Organism: Aspergillus alliaceus
Lineage: Eukaryota; Fungi; Ascomycota; Eurotiomycetes; Eurotiales; Aspergillaceae
Product: C6 transcription factor
Exons: 1
Coding region: 1-2469 (822 amino acids)
Biological process (GO): DNA-templated transcription; regulation of DNA-templated transcription
Molecular function (GO): DNA binding; zinc ion binding; DNA-binding transcription factor activity, RNA polymerase II-specific
Source: RefSeq, a predicted model, not a curated record